Messenger RNA from Nilaparvata lugens (brown planthopper), 4208 nucleotides. RefSeq names its product calpain-A. Lineage: Eukaryota; Metazoa; Arthropoda; Insecta; Hemiptera; Delphacidae. The transcript is spliced from 16 exons. The record is from RefSeq and is a predicted model, not a curated record. Bases 480 to 2747 code for a protein of 755 amino acids. Gene Ontology annotation, biological process: proteolysis. Gene Ontology annotation, molecular function: calcium ion binding; calcium-dependent cysteine-type endopeptidase activity. Gene Ontology annotation, cellular component: cytoplasm.
GUGAUAGAGCGAGUCUUGAACGGUAUCCACUUUGAAAUAUCUUCUAAAAAUUAGAGGAGAAUUUGGAUGUUUUACUAGUCGACAGAAAGUUGGCACUAAGCACACAAUAGAUCCAAUCACAGCCGCUAUCUGCCACAAUACGAAAACCGUUGUGCUAACGGGAAGGGCAGCAGGGCAUCAAUAUUAGUGGCUUUGAUUUAUUUAUUUCGGCGUGCGCUCCAAAUUUACAUGCGGAGGAGAUUUCGAAAUUUAAAAAUAGGCCUUUGAAGAGUAGAGAAUAGAACCCAAACAGACGGAUGGAGCAGCCUUCCGUUUUUAUUCAGUUGGCUCGUGGAUGCGGUCGCGGUGAGAAUGUCGCCGGUUCGACCUUAGUGGAAACGCUCAACUCUGCCAAAAAGUUAUCGUAUGUGUCAGUGUUUUUGUUUUUGACAGUAGAAUUUAUCUAGUAUUCCGUGGAUGUUUUCUUUUGAAAAAUUGCUAUGAAUUAUUCGUUCUUUUUCAACAGACCCAAAUUAUCGUCGUUAUCGUUCGAUCAGCAGUCGUUUGAUUUUUCAGGUGAUGGUCCAUACCAUGGUACCUACAACUUCCUCAAUCGAAUACUGAGGUCGGGGUUUAGAGGAGAUGGCCACACCUACAAUCCCGCUCAUUCAGUACUCAGGCUUGGAGAGAAGGGCUCAGGCUUCCGUCCGCGGGCCGAUGGCGUUCAGGAUUUCUACAAGAUCCGCGACUCGUGUUUGGCCAGCGGUCAGCUGUUUGAGGACUCGGAGUUCGAUGCGGUCGACUCGUCGCUCUAUUUCAGCAAAUCACUCAAUCGACCUAUCGAGUGGAAGAGGCCCAUGGAAAUUGCUGAUGAUCCACAAUUCUUCGUGGAGGGAGCCACUCGAUUCGAUGUUCAACAAGGAGAACUUGGUGAUUGCUGGCUGUUGGCGGCCGUAGCGAACCUGACUAUGGACGAGCAUCUGUUCCAGCAAGUUGUGCCCAACGAUCAGAGCUUCCAGGACAACUAUGCGGGCAUUUUCCAUUUCAGGUUUUGGCAGUACGGUCGCUGGGUUGAUGUUGUGAUUGAUGAUCGCCUCCCAACUUACUAUGGAAAGCUUGUUUUCCUGCAUUCCAAUGAACAGAACGAAUUCUGGAGCGCUUUGCUGGAGAAGGCGUAUGCCAAACUACACGGCUCUUAUGAAGCACUAAAAGGCGGUACCACUUGCGAAGCCAUGGAAGAUUUCACAGGCGGCGUCACUGAAAACUACGAGUUGAGGGAAAAAGCACCGUCAAAUCUUUUCAAAAUCAUGGAAAAGGCACAUGAAAGGUCAUCUUUGAUGGGAUGCUCAAUCGAAGCUGAUCCAAAUGUAUUAGAAGCUCAAACUCCAGAAGGCCUGGUCAAGGGCCAUGCCUACAGUAUCACUAGGAUAAAGUUGGUGGACAUUGCCACCCCAAAUAAAACUGGCAAAAUUCCCUUACUCAGGUUAAGAAAUCCCUGGGGUAACGAAGCCGAAUGGAAUGGAGCAUGGAGUGACAAAUCCCCAGAAUGGAGGUUCAUUCCGGAGAGUGAGAAGCAGGAGAUCGGCCUGACAUUCUCGGAGGAUGGGGAGUUCUGGAUGUCGUACCGGGAUUUCGCAGAGCGAUUCGACCGACUGGAAAUCUGCAACCUGAACCCGGACUCGCUGGUUGAGGAUGCCCUGACGGAGCACGACAAGAAGAAGUGGGAGAUGAGUGUGUUCGAGGGAGAGUGGGUGAGGGGGGUAACGGCUGGCGGUUGCAGAAACUAUCUGGAGACGUUCUGGCACAAUCCCCAGUACACGAUCACUCUGAACGACCCUGAUGAUGAGGACGAGGAUGACAAGUGUACCGUCAUUGUUGCUCUCAUGCAGAAGAACAGGCGAUCGCAGCGCAAAAUGGGUGCUGAGUGUCUCACCAUCGGGUUUGCCAUGUACCAUUUGGAAGACCCAGAUAACCUGCCGAAACCGUUGGACGAGAAGUUCUUCAAGUACAACGCGUCGGUGGCUCGAUCGCCCACAUUCAUCAACCUGCGUGAGGUGACGGCUCGCUUCAAGCUGCCACCCGGCGUCUACUGCAUCGUGCCCUCCACGUUCGAGCCAAAUGAGGAGGGCGAGUUCCUACUACGCGUCUUCUCUGAGAACAAGAAUCACAUGGAGGAAAACGACGAAGAAGUUGGAAUGGGAGAAAUCGACGACAGAGUCAAAGUGGAGGAUGAUGAACCAGAGAAGAAGAAAGCAACUGAUGAUAAAAUCAGAGAAUUCUUCAAGAAACUGGCUGGAGAUGACAUGGAGGUUGAUUGGAUGGAGCUCAAACAAAUUCUUGAUUAUGCCAUGCGAGACGAUACUCAGCCAGAAGGUUUCUCGAAGGAUGUGUGCCGCAGUAUGAUCGCCAUGAUGGAUAUUGACCGGUCUGGCAAACUAGGGUUUGACGAAUUCAAGCAGUUGUGGAUUGAUAUCAGGAACUGGAAGAACGUCUACAAGAUGUACUGCAAAGAAGAGACGGGCUACCUAAGUGCUUUUGAGCUGCGACAGGCUCUGAAUUCGGCCGGAUAUCGGCUCAACAACCACAUUCUGAACAUAUUGGUGCACCGCUACGCAUCCAAGGAGGGCAAGAUAUCGUUCGACGACUUCAUGAUGUGUGCUGUCAGGCUAAAGUCCAUGAUAGAUCAAUUUAAAGAACGUGAUCCAAACAACACGAAUGAGGCAACUUUCACAAUGGAGGAGUGGGUUGAGAGGACAUUGUAUUCAUAAGUUCUAGUUUCUAUUACAUCGUUGUGGAUGAAAACGGUGAUGAUGAUGAUGAUUGCGAUAUUUGCAAUUGAAAUCCUCUUUGAAAGAUCUUGAGAGCGCUACAAAUCUCCUCAAAACUUGUACAUACUAUCGAUACUAAGAUGAAGAUUACAUUAUUGAUCUGAAGUUAAAUAUUUCAACUAUUGAAUCUCUAAUAAUAUCGGAGGAUUACAUCAUUUUGUUGUGCUUAAGCGACAGAAAAAUAUCAAAAUCUAUUACAUUGCUUCAAGCAAUUAAAACUAUAUAAUUUAUGAUUGCUUAAAGAUUGUUGUUGUUUGUAUGUUGUUGAAAAUGAGUUAAUGAUUGGCUCAAUCAUUGAUUAAUGAGUGUGCUAUAUACAUGUUGGUGAUUGGCUUGUAACGUUGUGAUAUGCUUGAAAUUCAAUCAAGCUUUUUCAGAGUAUAUUUUGUAUAUUUUAACGUUCCAUAAAUAGAUUCAUUCACGUCUAUUUUUGAAGAUAGAGUAACAGUAUCCUAAGAGAUUUCAAUCAAGAUGGCUUCUCAUUAAAUUAAACUUCUCAAGUUAUUGAUAUUGUUUACGGAAUAUGCCAAAAGUUCAAAGUAGUGUAAGAUGAUUGCAUACAACGAAUAUCAAUUACAUAAAUCAACUAUCAAAUUACUUCUAACAUUAUUCCUAAUCAUUCGUUGAAUUAUCAUCUUUCAAAGGUUAUUUUAAUUAAGAAAAAUAAUGAUUAGCCUCAAAUUAUUCUAGGUAUUGUAUCUUAUUUCGAGCAGAUCUGUUUUAACUUGUGUCAGUUCUUGUGAUAAAUUUUUACUCGAAUGACAAUGGUGCUUCAGUUUAUACUGUUCUCUAAUGAGUAUGCUAUAAAUUGAAUGUAGUCUACUGCAGGUUAUUGCUUAACAAAUUAAACAUAUCUGAAUUGGCAUUAUUUUUUAAAUCUUCAUUCCUCUUUAGCAUUGAGAACAUUAUAUCAAAUAAUAAAAGAUGAAUGAGAGUAUUUAUUUUUAGUCUUUGCUAUAUUUUUAGCCGUAUUUGCCUUGCUGGCAAAACCAACAUAAAAUUAUGUUACUAUUAUCUACCCUAAGUUUCAAUUCACCAUUACACAAUUUACUACAUAAUAUAGUAAAAAUUCAAUUUAGUUUCAAAUAGUUUUCAACAUAAGUAAACUACUUCUUGAAUAGGCCAGAAAAGUGAGUGAAUUUUGCUGUGAGUGACUUGGCAGAAAGGACCGAAAUUAAUUCAAAUAAAUAAAAAACGCAUAAAUUUACUGCCAUAUAUUCAUGUCAAAGAUAAUUAUUUUGUAUUAUGAAAGUAGCUGGAAAUUCUCUGGAAUAUUUUGAUAUUAUGCUAAUAAUAGUAUUUAAUAUUUUGUAAAGAAUCUCAAAUUAUUUUCAAAAUCAUGCAACUAUUUCGUGAAUUUCGUCAGCACAUUUUGAAAUAAAAUUAUCAAUUAUUAACAAC